AUGUCAGUCCACGUGUCACCAGCAGCUGCCGGAGUAAUCCCCCGCGGACAGCAAGAACCGGAGCGGCAAACGCGCGAGGUCAAAGGCGAUUCAUGGGGCAAUCAGUUGCCGGAAAUGCUAGUCGCUUACUAUCGCCAGCAUGGCGUGCACAGUCUGCUGCUCGUUGUUUGUCACGCGGACAUUGCUGCCAUACAUUUGCAAUUGCUGGUGCAACACUUUGCCGCACACAAUUUCUAUGUGCAGGUCAUCACGGAGCGCUGUUUGAACGAUCUGCGUCAUGCCGACAAUGAGACGGACACGCCAGAGGCGCCACCACCACGCAGCUUCCCGGACGUCGACAAUGCAACGCACUGGCAGCUGUCAUUCAAGCUGCCCGCAUUGGCCAACAAACUGGGCAUCCUGCUGCUGCACUUCACCAGUCCCUGUGCCCUGAAUCUGUUGCGCUGGUCCGCUGCCACCGAGCAUAAUUACUUUACGACGAACCGUUAUUGGUUGCUGCUCUCACAGCAUCUGCCGGAUGUCGAGCUGCUCGAGGACGCUGAGAUCUUUAUACCACCCGACAGCGAACUGAAGGUUCUUUGGUAUAACGACACGGAACACUUUACGGCCAGCCUGCUGGAUGUCUACAAAGUUGCUGCCUGGAAGCCCUUGAAGCGUCGCAUCGUUGGACAAAACCUCCGCAAUGCUCGACAUGUUGUUCAUGCUUUGCAGCAUUAUGGCUCGGCGAUUACGUAUCGACAGAAUCUGGAGGGCAUUGUUUUCAACACGGCCAUAGUGAUUGCCUUUCCCGAUCUGUUCAUCGACAUCGAGGACAUGUCACUGCGGCACAUUGAUACGAUAUCCAAAGUCAAUCAUCGCCUAAUGCUGGAGCUGGCCAAUCGCUUAAACAUGAGCUAUAAUACUUACCAGACUGUGAAUUAUGGCUGGCGUCAACCAAAUGGCUCCUUCGAUGGCUUGAUGGGUCGCUUUCAGCGGUAUGAACUGGACUUUGCCCAAUUGGCGAUCUUCAUGCGCUUGGAUCGCAUCGCGUUGGUCGACUUUGUGGCCGAGACUUAUCGCGUGAGAGCAGGAAUUAUGUUUCGGCAGCCGCCACUGUCCGCAGUGGCGAAUAUCUUCUCAAUGCCUUUUCAACUGGAUGUCUGGAUAUCCAUCUUGAUGCUGUUGAUCAUAACCAUUGUGGUGAUGAUGUUGGAAAUGAUCUUCUCGCCACACACACAUCCCAUGUCCUAUUUGGAUUCACUCAACUUUGCCUGGGGCGCCAUGUGCCAGCAAGGAUUCUAUGUGGACGUAAGAAAUCGCUCGGGACGCAUCAUCGUAUUUACCACAUUCGUGGCAGCCGUGUUUCUCUUCACCUCCUUCUCGGCCAAUAUUGUGGCACUGCUGCAGAGUCCCUCCGAUGCGAUACGAUCACUGGGUGAUCUAGGACAAUCACCGCUAGAAAUUGGCGUACAGGAUACACAAUACAAUAAAAUCUAUUUUACCGAGUCCACUGAUCCGGUGACCAAGAGUUUGUACCACAAGAAGAUUGCCAUCAAAGGCGAUCACGUUUAUAUGCGUCCCACCACGGGGAUGGAGAAGAUGCGCACUGGACUCUUUGCCUAUCAGGUGGAGUUGCAGGCGGGCUAUCAAAUAGUCAGCGAUACAUUCAGUGAACCGGAAAAGUGUGGUCUCAUGGAGUUGGAACCGUUUCAGCUGCCCAUGCUGGCGAUACCAACGCGCAAGAACUUUCCCUACAAGGAGCUCUUCCGCAGACAACUUCGUUGGCAACGCGAGGUGAGUCUAGUGAAUCGUGAGGAUCGCAAGUGGAUACCACAGAAGCCCAAAUGUGAGAGUGGCGUUGGAGGAUUCGUGUCCAUCGGCCUCACCGAAUGUCGCUAUGCAUUCGGCAUCUUUGCCUGCGGCGCUGGUCUCAGCUUUCUGCUGUUCCUUACGGAAUUCAUCUGCAAGCACAGCAAAGCCAUCUUUCGCAUUAUUCAGGGCUACACAAUGCAUCGCUAG
Drosophila albomicans is the source of this 1998-nucleotide messenger RNA. RefSeq lists its product as uncharacterized. Gene Ontology annotation, cellular component: membrane. The transcript is spliced from 4 exons. Gene Ontology annotation, molecular function: ligand-gated monoatomic ion channel activity. The record is from RefSeq and is a predicted model, not a curated record. NCBI's taxonomy places the organism in Eukaryota, Metazoa, Arthropoda, Insecta, Diptera, Drosophilidae. Bases 1 to 1998 code for a protein of 665 amino acids.